CUGGGGCACACAGCAGCAGGACUACAUCAACACUCACCAGGAGAGACCAUGGUUCCUGUUUACUUUGAGGAUUAGUGGAGAUUUUAGUUUUCUCAUAUUUGUUUCUGUCCCUACAACAGACACCUGUGUUUGGUGUUAGCUUGCUCCAGUUACUGGUUCUGCUUUUAAGAUUUUAAACUGGUCUCAUCGUUUUGUUUCCAAUGGGGUGUUCAUCUUCCAGUGCACAGACUGUUGAUCAGGAGAAAAGACCAGGCACAAAGCCUGAGGACGGCAGCGGGGACACUGUGGACGUCAAAAAUGUCAUCAUAGCAGAAGAAGCUCAAACCAUCGAGGACCAGAUGCAGCUUCCAGUGCAGACUGCUCUGAAGGAUGAUCUCAGACUGGUAUCUGAAGAAGAGGCAGAGGAAGUGCUGAUGGCCAUGGAGGCUCAGGAGGAUCUUGGUUCUGGGGAAGAUCUCCUAACACUUCCUGAACCUGCAGCCUGUCAGGAGCUUGAACCAGAACCUUUAGCCUCUUCUCCAGUAGAAGGUUCUGCUGAGCCUGCAACCUGUCAGGAGCUUGAACCAGAACCUUUAGCCUCUUCAGUAGAAGGUUCAGCUGAGCCUGAAGCUGCUGCAGCAGGAGGGGAGGUGAGUCCCCCCAAAGAGGAAGAAGAGGGUGUCGAAACUGAACAGGGAGAAGCCCCUGCUGGGCUUGAAGUUCUUGUAGAAAAAGAAGAACCUUCACAGCCCAAAUGUGUAGAAGAGAAUGUUGCUGAGGAGUUGCUUGUUGAACCAGCAGGAGCCCCAGUGGUACUGGAAGAGGCCCGACCUGAGGCUGCUGAGACUCCAGCUGAAGCUCCAUCUGAAGCUGUAACAGCAGAGGAACAAGCUCCAGAGACGUCAGCACCUGAUAUAGCUCUGACACCAAAUGGUGCUUCAGAACCAACUGAAGCUGCAGCCCUAGCAGAACCCUCAGCACCUGCAGGUGCUGCUGGGAUCAUAAUAGACUCCACUAUCGCUGUAGCUACUGUUCCAGAUAUACCUCCAUUAUCUGCUGCCAUGACUCAAGAUGAGCCUCAGCCUCCCACUGAGGAAGCAGGAGAGGCCUCCCCAGCCUUCAAUCAGCCAGUCCCACCCGCAGAUACACCCUGUCCCCCUGAGGCCACCACUGCCCCUCCUGUAAAGGCUGAAUCUGCAGCUGAGCCAGUUCCUGCUCCUUCACCAGCAGUGGCAGAAGACGCUCCGCUGGUAACUUCAGAAGGUGCAGAUGCAGCUGUGGUGGAGUCCAUCCCAGAACCAUCAGCAGAAGUGGCAUCGGUAAAUGAGGGAUCUCAGGAGAGCGAGGCAGCCAUAAAGGUGGACUGAGUCGAGUUGAAAUUCACAAAUGCACCAACGUCCCUAAGCCACGCCCCCUUUGAAAGAAAACAAGAGCAGGAUUGAGAUCAAGGAAAAGAAGAACAUAAAAUCGUAACAUUUUGCGUUUUGUCGCCGGCAUCCAACAAUUUAUUUUAUACUAAUCCAUCUUAACUCUUUUCUCAUGGAAGAUAUUUCUACAUGUGCUGUUGGGAUACCAAGUGCCUAGAGCCACGUGGAGGCUUUAAACAUGAACAAAAGAGAAGGUGACUAGCAGUUCAAUAACUUGUGAAAUUAGUGAAUUUUUCUUAAGUAGAUGAUGUCUUUUGGGGUGAAGAGGACUGAUGUGUUUGGGACAAUGUUUAGAGUAAAUCAAAUACCAUUUUAAGUAGCUUUUUCAGAAGAAGCCAAAAAUGACAAAAUAAUGUUAAAUAAAAAGGACAAAGUGAAAAC
This is a messenger RNA of Nothobranchius furzeri (turquoise killifish), 1787 nucleotides long. Its product is annotated as brain acid soluble protein 1. The record is from RefSeq and is a predicted model, not a curated record. NCBI's taxonomy places the organism in Eukaryota, Metazoa, Chordata, Actinopteri, Cyprinodontiformes, Nothobranchiidae.